Messenger RNA from Ceraceosorus bombacis, 267 nucleotides. Lineage: Eukaryota; Fungi; Basidiomycota; Exobasidiomycetes; Ceraceosorales; Ceraceosoraceae. The record is from the annotation of a GenBank genome assembly.
AUGGGGAGUCGGGCGCCUUCAUUGCGUCGAGCCUCAUUGAUGCGCUUCGUCAUCAAAAGGAGCAGCAGGGGGCCGGGAGGGGAGCUGACGAACAGGGCCGCUAGCGCUGCGGGGUUCUUGUAUGCCUCUUCCACAUCCGACGGAUCCUCCUUGACGACUUCUUGUGCGCGAGACUCCUAAAAGGCCGAUCCGAUUCAAAGCCUGAUCCUGCCCUCUCCAGAGCCCGUCAAGGAAGGCAACUUUUUCCAAGCGUCUUUGGCAGCCUGA